Molecule: messenger RNA, 1561 nt
Organism: Xiphophorus maculatus (southern platyfish)
Lineage: Eukaryota; Metazoa; Chordata; Actinopteri; Cyprinodontiformes; Poeciliidae
Exons: 6
Coding region: 69-851 (260 amino acids)
Biological process (GO): immune response; negative regulation of T cell proliferation; cell surface receptor signaling pathway
Cellular component (GO): external side of plasma membrane
Source: RefSeq, a predicted model, not a curated record
CAGUCAGUCAGUCGUCUGUCUGCGCGAAACGAUCAGACAACCUGCGAAAAGACGAUGCGAGGAAGCGGAUGGAGCCGAACAAACCGCCUGAAGGCUUCAGGAUGAAGAUGAUCUCCAGGAUCCUGCUGCUCCUCAUCCUCACCUCAUGUCUCUGUGCAGCAACAUUUGUAGUGAAUGUGACACAGAGCAGCUAUCAGGCAGAGGAGAACCACAGCGUCGCUCUGGAGUGGACCUUCACCACCGAACCCGACUCCUGCUUGAGCUUCGAGUUCAUGAUGUUCACAUUAAUAACCGAAAACAGAAAAGUGUCCAUCUUGUUCCAUGAGCAUGGUGGAGCGGAGGUGUCGCAGUCUCAGGAUAAACAGUUUGCAGGACGAGUCCAGAGUGAUAAAGAACUCCUUAAAGACGGACGGAUUAAACUGCAUGUGUCCAGGCUGAGGAUCAAUGACUCUGGUCUGUAUCUGUGUGAGAUCCAGGCAGAUUGUGGCUUCGGCUCUGCUGCCUGUCGGCUAAUAGUCACAGCUGGUGACAAACAACCUGUGAGUCCAACUGCGAAUCCUCCAACAGAAAAUAAAGGAUUGAUCGCUCUCUACGUUUUCCUGGUGUUGGCAGCAGCAGGAGCAGCAGGAGCAGCUCUGUACUGUAAAAAACAAAAAAAUAAGAUGUUAACCAUCUGUUACAAAGAGUCAGAUGAACAAUGUCCAGGACGAGACGACGACGAUACAGGUACCUUUGAGAACCUCAGUGACUUCAGGGUGAAGGAUGACGACCAGCUGCUGCUUCCUGGACUUCGUAUCGUCUCCUCUGGGCGACUUCCUGCUGUGAUGUCAGAGUAUUUGGACCUGAACUGAACUGGGACCUGAACUGAAGUGAACUGAGUCAGUGAAUCGUUCAGUCUGAUGUCGUGCUCUUGAUCAGCGCCUUUCUUCACACCAUCAUUUAUCCUUCUGGAUUUUCUGGAGAUUUUUGAAAUUCACGGCAGAAAUCUGAUCCAUCAUGAAGAUCAGAUGUUUUCUGAAGUCGUCAGCUUCCUCUUUCUAUGACUGACUCCCAAUCAUUUCUCAGUAUUUAGUAUUGUAUCUAUUGUUACUUUCUGUGAUUUAAAUAUUUAAUUUUUAACUGGCUUCCUUAAGUGCAUUAGUUAAACAGAAAUGUAUUAUUUUGUCUCGUUUUGGAGCAAGUUAGUGUCCGUUUUAUUUUCUUUAAAUCUGAAGAAGUUUGUGUUAAUGGUUGAUUUUUUUUACUUGAGUGAUUUUUAAAGCUCAUCUGCUUGAUUCAGUCAGUCAGUGGAAGACAACCGUCUUAUUUUUACUUUUUAAUGUGUUAUUUCAUGACAUCCUGUGUAUUUGUACAUGUUUCCAGCUCUAAUAACUUGAUGCGUCUUAAGCGAGUUUUUGUGAUGAAUCAAUUAAUCUGGCAGUGAAACCCAACGUGAUGCUGCCAGACUUUUAAAAAAUAAGAAUCAUUCCCCAGAUUUGCUGCAGUAACAUAACUUGUAUUGUUGUUGCUGCUCAUGAUUUAUGAGAAUCAGUGUUAGUGUGAAUAAAAUAACACACAGAAA